AGACAAACGCCUUAACUGCUAAGCCAUUUCUCCGGCCCAAAGACCCUUACUUAGGGGGGGACUGGUGAGGUGCAUGUAAAUAGUGCCCCCCCCUUCUCCCCCACAUGCAAGAAUUUGUUUUCAUUCCUGGGCGUGUGCUGUGGAUUCCUGGCUAAUCCGAAGUCUUCCAACCCACCCCCCUCGUUGCCGUGGAACAUAUGUAAAUGAUCCCUUUCUGUGCCGAUUACCGGGCUCACCCAUUCUGCCUGCCUAGACCUUGCAGAAUUGGAACUCAGUGGGACCUCCAGCCUUUAUUUUACAAAUGAGACUGAGGCCCAGAGAGGGUAAGGAACGGAACACCAGCUGGCUGGUGAAUUGUGGGACUUCACUAGAAUUCAGACCUCCAGCUUGCACCAGUAUGCCAGUACCUUUACCAUACAAUUUUGUUUCCUCUCUGGGAGCAGUCUGAUGUCCUUCUCCUUUAAGUCUUCCAGAAACUGGUCUGACCUUGUUUCUUUCCCCAGGCCUAUGGGUGCAGGUGCCAGGAUCACUCUUGUCCCCAAGGCUUACUGCGGACCUCCACAUGUUGGACUGAGGGAUUCCACAAAGAAUGAGUCCCUCGUCCUUUUACCACUCAUAACUCAACUUUCUCUACUGCUGUCCUGUCACCCAACGCCCUCAUGUCUACCAUACUUCUGAACCUGGAUUUUGGGGCACCUCCCAAAAAGACAUUCGAAGGAAAUGCCAAGCAUCAACGUUUUGUCAAGAGACGACGAUUGCUGGAACAGAAGGGUCUUCUAAAUAAGAAGAACCAGCCCCCUAGCAAGGUGUCGAAGUUGCAUUCAGAACCUUCCAAGAAAGUGGAGACACCCAAGGUGAAUGGCACUUGUAAGACCUCUUCCCAGCCACCAAAGAAGAAGGCAGCUGCUUCCGGCGGGUCGGAGAAGUCUGUGGCCAAGAAAGCGGCAGUGACUUGGCUGACCCCUGCUCCUUUACAGAAGGCGGAUUCUGUUGUAGCUAAAAUCGAUUUGCUGAGCGAGUUUCAGAGUGCCCUUCCAAAGAUGAAGCACCGCCCACCCCGCCCCAAAAAGAAGCCCCCUGAGAAGAGUGCCACCCAGAGCUCCACCCAGACUCACUCAGAGAGCAAGCGUUCCAAAGCACCUCAGAACUUGCCAGGGAAGAUGGUGGCAAUUGACUGUGAGAUGGUGGGCACAGGACCCAAGGGGCGGGUUAGUUCUUUGGCUAGGUGCAGCAUCGUCAACUACAGUGGUGAUGUGCUUUACGAUGAGUACAUCCGGCCCCCCUGCCAUAUCGUAGACUACCGGACCAGAUGGAGUGGCAUCCGCAAGUGCCACAUGGUGAAGGCCACACCCUUUAAGACUGCUCGGGUCCAGAUCUUGAAGAUACUCUCCGGGAAGGUAGUGGUGGGGCAUGCCAUCCACAAUGACUUCAAAGCCCUACAGUACUUCCACCCCAAGUCUCUCACCCGAGACACCUCCCGAAUCCCCCUCCUCAACCGGAAGGCCGAGUGCCCAGAGAACGCCACCAUGUCACUGAAGCAUCUCACCAAGAAGCUGCUGAACCGGGACAUCCAGGCUGGAAAAAGUGGUCAUUCCUCUGUGGAAGAUGCUCAAGCCACCAUGGAGCUGUACAAAGUGGUUGAAGUCGAGUGGGAGAAGCAUCUGGCCCAGAAUCUCCCCAAAAACUAGCAGCCCUAAGAGACGGAGGUGGCAGAGCAGUGCACAGGCCUGCCAGCUUCAGCCUCCGGGAGCUCGGCUUGCCGGGGGCGAGGCUGACCUCAGACGUAAUACCCAUUGAAGUUUCAUCUCUGCCAUCGCGUUUCCUGUCUGGUUAAAUGUCCCAUGGAACUGAGAAGCCUUAGGCCAGCCUGUGGCACAGACUAAAUCCCAGAUACUGAAUAAUGGAGUGGUUGAGUAGGAGGUCCCAAGUUCAAGGCCUGCUUGGGCCACAGAAUGAGUUCAAAGCCAGUGGGUCCUGUUGAAAUAAAAUGUAGAGUUAGGGUGGGGAGUGCAGUUCAGCGGUGGGAUGCUUUCCUAGCAUGAGGAAGCCCUGGGUUCAGCCCCUUGACAAGAGGCUGGGGAGACCCCAUCCUUAGACUGCUGACUUGACUUUCUUCCUAAAUGGUGCUCGCUACAGGUCCUUGGGUGCUUUGUGCCAGCCAAGCUUUUUGACUUUCAAAGUGAAGGACAUGCCAGGAAAUGUAAUUCCCCACACUGCCUUACCACUAGGGUGCUUGUAUGCCUCUUUUUUGUUGGGGGGGGUUGUCGAGAUAGGGUCUCACUCUAGCCCAGGCUGACCUGGAAUUCACUAUGUAGUCUCAGGACGGCCUUGAACUCAUGAAGAGCCUCCUACCUCUGUCUCCCAAGUGCUGGGAUUUAAUGCAUGCACCAGCAUGUGUACCUCUCUUUUAGGAGGGCAGAGGGGCCCUGUGUGGUCAGCGCUGGCCUUAAACUCCUGAGCUCAAGCAGUUCUUCCUCGGCCUCCUGAGUAGCUGGGACUAGAGGUGUGCACCGCUGUGCCUGGUUGGUCUCAUUUUGGUUUUUGGUCCUGGUUUAAGCCAUGUGUGGUGGCCCAGGUCUAUGAUGUCAGCACUCAGAAGGCUGAUGGAGGAAGAUCCAAAGUUCAAGGCCAGCCUGCACUAUGUGGAGAAGCCCUAUCUCCAAAAAGAGAGAGAGAGAAAGAAAAGAGAAAGAGAAUGGGCACUGAGCUGUGUGCUCACAUUACAUGUCAUCUUUCUGGCUCAAUCUGCCUUGGCUGUUGGGGUGUCUUAUGCCUGCUGCCUUUCAGGGGAGGCUUAGAUCCCUUUGGGGUUAUAAAGUAGGUAAGAGUAGAGCUUGGAAAUAACUUUUCUGUCUCUAAAGCUGUCUCUUACCUAGAGUAAUGGAGGAUUUACUUAAUUUAAGUUCUAUGUGGUAGGAUUCGAUGGAAUUUAAAGUUUUAAAUUGUUUUAAUACUCUUACCUUGUUGAGCCAAUCCUUAUAAAAACCUCAAGUGAUUCUUUUGAUAAAUUUUUAUAAUAGAAAA
Messenger RNA from Jaculus jaculus (lesser Egyptian jerboa), 3024 nucleotides. RefSeq names its product interferon stimulated exonuclease gene 20 like 2 (gene Isg20l2). Gene Ontology annotation, cellular component: nucleus. Gene Ontology annotation, biological process: intrinsic apoptotic signaling pathway in response to DNA damage by p53 class mediator. Gene Ontology annotation, molecular function: nucleic acid binding; 3'-5'-RNA exonuclease activity. Bases 660 to 1688 code for a protein of 342 amino acids. Lineage: Eukaryota; Metazoa; Chordata; Mammalia; Rodentia; Dipodidae. The transcript is spliced from 3 exons. The record is from RefSeq and is a predicted model, not a curated record.